AUGACAGUUUUCACGACGUUCCAAUCCCAAAAACCCAUCCCGAGCACGCACACCACGGUCAGCAGAGUCGACGAGAUUACGAAGUCGAGGCCUCACCGCUGGCGGGGCAUCAAGCAGCAGUUCGGUGACAAGAUUAUCUGGGAUGUGGAACUUAUCAAGUUUGUCGAGGCCGUAUGGGGGUUUGGCCUGAAGGACAUACCAAUGCCUACGUUCUUCCCCUCUGAUCCAAGUCAUACCACUGGCGGGCACAAAGCAUAUCAGCUUCGGAAAACGAUGUUGCAAGAUUGGAUGUACCACCGGGGCGACCAACGGCUACGCAAGCCAUUAAUCAACAUAGCAAACGAUCUCCUGGAUCAGCUGUGUGGAGCGACAACUACGCUAGAGUGUCGCUCCCGCAAGGUGCCGGCACAAUUCUGGGCCCACGACCAGGACGGUAAGGAAGGCCAAAGCAAAGAUGCGCUCAACAUGGGGUUUGCUGUGACGGUGGACUCUUACCAGGCCGAUCCGCGAUGGGAUUUCCAGCUCGCGUUCAUCAAAGUCAAGAAAAGGAAUGCGUUCCCCAUAGUAUGGAGGAUUGCAGGACCACGAUUGAUCGCCAUCGACGCUGCCACAGAGACGAACAAACGUAAGCGCAUGCGGUCAGAGUACAACGAAGAGGACAUACCCGAGCCCAAACGAAUGUGUACGUCGACGGCCAGGGUGCGCGAAAGGCCCGUGAAGACUUCAAGCGGUGGAAAGAUAGUUAAAUCACAACCUACACAGAAGAACACCACUCGAGUGCUCACGGACCACGAGGCGCAGAUGGUGCAGCGCAUGAAUGAGCUGAUGUCUACCAACGUGCGAUUGUUCGGUAUUGGCUGGCUCGUUGAGAAUCAGCACAUGCGCCUCUGUUAUGGCGAUCGGUUUGGCCUGGUCGUGACAAAGAGAUUCAAGUUCUUGGACGAGGACAGACAUCUCUUCUUGCUUGCCGUUGCGGCCAUGGGACAGGCAAGCAUCUACGAAAUGGGUAUCCUGCCAGAUCUGCAUUUCCCGACGAACGAACGAGGCGAGGUGCAGUUCGUCCGGUACACUGGCGCGCAGCUUCGAAUGAAAGCAUUCCUACCCGAGGCGUCGGCGCAGAAGGACUUCACGUUCGACAUUGAAACGUAUGCACAGCCCCUCUACAUGGAAUCCGGCAUGCUCAGUCGCGGAACAUCUGUGCUUCCCAGCGUAGCAACGCCAGGAACAGAGACGUACGAAGAAUUCAAGGAUGAGAAGCUUGUGGUCAAGAUAUCAUGGCCACACCCCUGGCAGACGGUAGAGGCCACAAAUGUCGUCGCCGUUCGCAAGGCACUUCGGGAGAACAAGCCAGCAUACCUACAGCAUGUGAUGGAUCUCAAAUGCUCCGUAACGCGGACCAUCGACGAACUGGACUUACCUCGGAUGGCGAUGGGCUUCCGGCCCGCUGCAGUUGAGAAUCGUGUUUGUUGUACGAUGGUCCUGAAGCGGUACCAGAAGCUCGAGACGUUGGAGUCUGUGGAUGAUUUCAAGACGGUCUAUAUUGACGUCGUUCGAGCCCAUCACUGGGUCUGGCAGACAUCGCGUAUCCUGCAUCAAGACAUCAGUACAAACAACAUCAUGUGGUUCCGGGACGCAGGAGGCAGAGUUAUUGGCGUUCUCUGCGAUUGGGAUUUGGCGAAGAAGUACACUGAAGCCGCCAGCUCAAGAUCUUCGAGUUGCGAGAACAAGGCUGCCGAUGCCGCUGGCACUUCCGCUGAGGACGCAAACGCCAAUAAAAGUGAUGAAGAGACCAAGUCGACGAACACUCACAAGGACCAUGCUGGUACACCGCCGUUCAUGGCUACAGACCUACUGCGUGGCUACGGCGCUGCACCGGUCCAUUUGUACCGCCACGACCUUGAGUCGCUCUUCUAUUUCCUUGUGUAUUUCUGCGCAGGAUGGGACCCGGAGAAGAGAACGCUGAACAGCAUGCCCGCCCGCCAAUGGGAGCGGGGAACACUGGCUGACAUCGCGAGGCAAAAGGAGGAUUUCCUGACGGAUGUUACAGCAUUCGAGUUCAUGCUCGCGGGGGCACAUCCGUUGUUGAAGCCGCUUGCGGAUACACAAGGGGAAAGUUGGGUCAAGCGGCUCUAUGCGCACUUCAGUGAGAACGAGUUUCGGGCUUUCUCCAUCCGGCUGCUACGCAGAAGGUUGUCGUCUACCAGUCGCUUUUCCGAGAGAGGAAAGAAGUACCAGGAGGAGCUCAGAAAGCUGGAGGCCGAGCAAGAGGGAGAAAUCACGUACGAGAAAUUCAUGGAGGCCUUGGAAGCACCUUUGGACGUCUGACACAUGGUGAAAAGGGGACGGUUUCGUGGAAAGGUUGAAUUUGUCUUAGACAGUGUAGAAUGGAGUGUAAGCCUCGAGGCUGCUUGCGGACUUAACGGGCAAUGCAAUAUGAUAGACUUGGAACUUGGAGGAGCCCAAGAGUCCCGCCGAACUCACCCA
Molecule: messenger RNA, 2484 nt
Organism: Rhodofomes roseus
Lineage: Eukaryota; Fungi; Basidiomycota; Agaricomycetes; Polyporales; Fomitopsidaceae
Exons: 3
Coding region: 1-2325 (774 amino acids)
Source: RefSeq, a predicted model, not a curated record